CGACCCCGACAAGUCAGCCGCUAUCGUGUUGCCGUAUCUAGCCACCCGUUCGCCGCAUCUACAUCUCCAGUUGUCCGCCGCUUCGCCGACGCCAGAUCCACCCUCGCCGCUGACUCCGCGACUCGCUCGAUCUCGACGGCGAACCAGACCGGGACUGACAGCGAGAACCCCACAAUCAGUGACACAUAAUGACCCAGCGGUAGAUAUCCUCGCCGCUUCGCCGCACGGCGUCCGCUGUCCGAAGGGUCGUUAUCGUGGAGAAGUGGGUGCAAAAACCGAGGAGCGUCGAGAUAACUAUCUGGCCCUUGCCCGCUUGCAUCCCAUGUGUAUGGUUCAAGUCUGGGGUAUAAUAUGCGGCUGUCGUCCUAGAUGUCCUGUUUUGUGUUCUGGUCAGUCAGCCAGUCACUCAGACAUCCGACUUUUACUCCCUUCUUCAUCAGCACACCACAGACAUGGAUAAGUCGGAGAAGAUCAUCGACGACGAGGCCGUCCGGCCCAGCGAGGAUGGCCAGGAUCCCAACCUGUUCCUCGACCCCCAGAGUGAGAAGAAGCUUGUCCGCAAGCUCGACUUAUGGAUUGCCCCUGUGAUGACCGUCAUCUUCCUCACUGCCUACCUCGACCGUGCCAAUAUCGGCAACGCGGCGUCAGCGGGCAUGAAGGACGACAUUGGCAUGAGCGAUGGCGAACUGGGCAAAACAGACGCCAUCACCCUCUUCUACGUUACAUAUGUGGCUGCCGAAGUCCCCUGCUCACUGGUCCUAAAAAAGUUCCAUCCCUCCAGGAUGAUCCCUCUGCUCAUCUUCUGCUGGUCAUGCGUCCUCAUCGGCACAGGUUUCAUGCACAACGUCGGCCAACUCUACGCCUCGCGCCUCCUUCUCGGUCUCUUCGAGUCGGGCAUGUUCCCCUGCCUGGCGCUGUACCUGUCGACAUUCUACUCGCCGGGCGAACAGGCCCUCCGAAUCUCGUACCUCUUUGUCUCUGCCGCGCUGAGUGGCUCCUUUGGUGGUCUCUUUGCCUAUGCUUUGCUCAAGAUGGACGGUAUCGGUGGAUUGGAGGGCUGGCGCUGGCUGUUCAUCAUCGAGGGGUGUGCAUCCGUCCUCAUUGCGGCCUUUACCUACUUCAUGCUGCCCGACGACUUUGAGCACGCUCGCUUCCUCAACGAGGACGAGAAGGCCAUGAUGCGUGUCCGCGCCGAGAUCAACGCGCGCUACAACGGAAAGCCCGACUUUGACUGGGCCGAGGUCAAGCGCGCCGUGAAGGAUCCCAAGCUGUACAUCUCCUGCUGGAGUCAGUUCAUGGCCGACAUUUGCUCCUUUGGCCUGAGCUCGUUCCUGCCCCUGAUCAUCCGCAGCUUCGGCUACGAUGUUGUCACGACGCAGCUGCUGACCAUUCCCGUCUUCUUUUGGGCGAGCGCUGCGUACAUGGUGGUCUCGUACAUGAGUGACAAGUGGAAGCAGAGGGCCAUGUUCAUGAUGCCAGCAUGCCUCGUCACGGCCGUCGGGUACGCUGUCAACCUGGGCGUGCCCAUGGACCAGAGGGGUGCUCUGUACUUUUCGACUUUCCUCAUCGCGCCGGGCGUGUACAUGAUUGUCGGGCUCAACUGCGCGUGGCUGCUCAACAGUCAUGCGCCAUACUACAAGCGCGCCAUGGCCAUUGGCAUGAACCAGUCUAUUGGAAACACGGCAGGUAUUGUGGUCGGCCAAAUCUUCCGAACCAAGCAGAAUGGCAAAUAUGUCAUGGGCCUCAGCGGCUCUCUUGCUGCCGUCAUGCUUGCCGUCCUGGGUCACAUCACUCUAUACACAUAUCUCCGCCGCGAGAACAACAGGCGAAAGAACCUCACAGAGGAGGAGCGCGAGGCGGAGAUUGCUGCAGGGAAGACGGGCGAUUUCCACCCCGAUUAUCGCUAUGCGCUAUAG
Emericellopsis atlantica is the source of this 1916-nucleotide messenger RNA. Its product is annotated as major facilitator superfamily domain-containing protein. Gene Ontology annotation, cellular component: membrane. Gene Ontology annotation, molecular function: transmembrane transporter activity. The record is from RefSeq and is a predicted model, not a curated record. The transcript has 2 exons. Lineage: Eukaryota; Fungi; Ascomycota; Sordariomycetes; Hypocreales; Bionectriaceae. The coding region runs from base 453 to 1916 and encodes 487 amino acids. Gene Ontology annotation, biological process: transmembrane transport.